GGCGGUGCCGCGGUGGUUCCCUUCCCGGCGGAAUCACAUCAAAACCCUCGCCUUCCCAUCCCCCGCUCCCGUACCGAAUUCCGAUGACGGCCGCCGGCGACGACGGCCUCGCUGCGCUGCGCGAGCAGGUCGCCCUCGCCUCCUCCGCCGCCGUUUCCGCCCGCGACCUCGACCACGCCUUUCAGCUCCAGCUCGACGAAGCCAUCCAAGCCUCCCUUGCCUCUCCCAAUGCGGCCACAUCCUCUUGGACGCAAGCCGCCCCCACGCUCCCCGAGCCUUCCUCCGACGUCGCCUACGCUCUCGAGCUCCAGGCCACCGAACUUGCGCUCGCCGAGCAGGACCGCCGGGACGCCCUCGCCUGCCGCGCUGCCCACUCCCAAGCUGCAGCCUCCGUCCGCAUCGCCGCGCACGACGCCCUCUUCGCGCGCGAGCUCGCCGCCAUCCCGGAGGAUCGCUGGGCCCACGACGGCGACUACUUCGAGCGCCCCCUGGAGCUAGCCUCGUCCCUGUCCAGCCCGCUCUUCAGCGUCUUCUUCAAGGGCAUGGUGAGCAGCGAGGCGGUGGGGCCGAGGGACCGGGACCCCGGCUUGGCGGUGCUGGCGGUGGCCUUGUGCGGGCCGCAGGGGAACGUCGUGCUCAGGAUACAGAAGCCGGUGGAGGAGGUGUUUGCGGGCGACGGCGAGGUGCUGGAGGUGAUGGCGCUGCUGGAGGGCCUCCAGGCGGCGCUGGAGCUGGACAUCCGCAACGUCAAGGUCCUCACCGAUCACAAGACGCUGCACAACCAUAUGCUUGGGAUUUGGCGUCCAUCAGGGAAGAAGCUAGCAGAUAUUGUCAAUCAGGUCCUGACAGUCCGGAGGAAAUUCGAGCUAUGUGAAAUCUCACUUGUUGAGCCUAACCAAGUCAGUUAUGUGGUCAAAUUAGCAAGAGAUUCAAUAGCUGUUCAGAUUGCCAAAGCUCUUGCUGUCAAUGCCAGCAACGAAAAAAGAGAGACCUGCACUAUCUGCUUGGAAGACGCUGACAUUACAAAAAUUCAUGCAGUUGAAGGUUGUGCACAUCGGUUUUGCUUCUCCUGCAUGAAGGAGCACGUGAAAGUUAAGCUACUCCAUGGAAUGCUCCCAUCUUGCCCACAAGAUGGUUGCACCACAAAGCUAAGUGUGGAAGGAUCAAAGGCAUUCCUAUCACCACUGCUGUUGGAGAUUAUGGUGCAACGAGUCAGGGAAGAACAGAUCGUACCGAGUCAAAAGAUUUAUUGCCCAUACCCCAAGUGUUCAGCCUUGAUGUCCUUGAGUGAAGUAAUCCAUCCAAUGCAAGAAUCCUGUUCGAAGUACACAUUUGCUGCUGCUGCCACGUUGAGGAAGUGUGUCAAAUGCAGAGGCUCUUUCUGCAUGAGUUGUAUGGUCCCAUGGCAUGACAUGAUGAGUUGCGAUGAGUACAAGACACAUUACACCCAUGCUCAUCCAGAAGAUACAAGGUUAGAGAGCCUUGCAAAGACACAUUUGUGGCGGCAAUGUGUCAAAUGCAGGCACAUGAUUGAGCUUGCAGAGGGUUGCUACCACAUAACCUGUGUGUGCGGCCAUGAAUUCUGCUACACUUGUGGGAAAGAAUGGAAGGAGAAGAAGGCAACCUGCUCAUGCUUGCUGUGGGACGAACGCAAUAUCAUCACAGCUCAGAGAUGAUUGCAUAGGUUUACUAGGCUGCAGAAGGAUGAUUUGAUUAGUCUCAUUUUGGUGAUGGAGGGUGUCCUAGCUGGAGAAAUUUGGGUUACUGGAACUACCGCCCAUUUUGCAGGGGGUUUAAGUACUAGAAACUGUCAAGUUAUUAAUUGAGUUAGUAGUAUAUAUGUAAGCAGUCAACUACUUGCAUGCGGUAGACGAGCAGGACCUCGACCGUAAUGUUUGGUUGUUUUAGUUGCGUCGACUGAGCAGAAUACAUUGGGAUGAUGGCAUACGUGCUUUACUGUUUUAAACUACUAGUAUAUGUUAAGAAAUGACUGAUCUUCA
Panicum virgatum (switchgrass) is the source of this 2000-nucleotide messenger RNA. RefSeq names its product ATP-dependent RNA helicase DEAH12, chloroplastic-like. Lineage: Eukaryota; Viridiplantae; Streptophyta; Magnoliopsida; Poales; Poaceae. Bases 84 to 1676 code for a protein of 530 amino acids. The record is from RefSeq and is a predicted model, not a curated record. The transcript is spliced from 4 exons. Gene Ontology annotation, biological process: protein polyubiquitination; ubiquitin-dependent protein catabolic process; positive regulation of proteasomal ubiquitin-dependent protein catabolic process. Gene Ontology annotation, molecular function: zinc ion binding; ubiquitin protein ligase activity; nucleic acid binding. Gene Ontology annotation, cellular component: ubiquitin ligase complex; cytoplasm.